AUGUGGCCUCAUCUCUUGCCCAGGUGGCCGGCCUGGCUCUUCAGGGCUGCUCCAGGCUGGUGGCAGCAGGGCCAUCCCCACGUCCCGGUGAGGACCGUGUGUGCACCAGGGGCCACUGUGGAGCAGAGGAGGCGGCCCGGUGGCCCUUGGGGUGUCCAGGGGGCCAGCCCCCUCGCCCACAGGGGCUGUUCCUCAGCUUCCUCCCACCCAGAUGAUGUGCCGCUGACCACGGAACGCUACCCUGUGCAGCGUCUGCCCUUUGCCGUGGUGUCUGAGGAGGACCUGGCCGCCUUUGAGCUCAUCCUCCCUGGCAGGGUUGUCACCGGCGCUGAGGAGCUGGCAGCUGUGAACGUGGACUGGCUGAGGACUAUGCGAGGCCGCAGCAAAGUACUGCUGAAGCCCCGGACGACGGAGGAGGUGUCGCGGAUACUCAGGUACUGCCAUGAGAGGAACCUAGCGGUGACCCCACAGGGGGGCAACACGGGCAUGGUGGGGGGCAGUGUCCCCGUCUUUGAUGAGAUUGUCCUCUCCACGUCCCUCAUGAACCAGGUGGUCCACUUCCACAGUGUGUCUGGAGUCCUGGUGUGCCAGGCUGGGUGUGUCCUGGAGGACUUGAGCCAGUACUUGGAGGACCGUGACUUCAUCAUGCCCCUGGACCUGGGUUCCAAGGGCAGCUGCCACAUUGGGGGAAACGUGGCCACCAAUGCAGGCGGCCUGCGGGUCCUGCGAUACGGCUCGCUGCACGGGACGGUCCUGGGCCUGGAGGUGGUGCUUGCAGACGGCACUAUCCUGAACUGUCUGACCUCUCUGCGGAAGGACAACACAGGCUAUGACCUGAAGCAGCUCUUCAUUGGGUCGGAGGGCACGCUGGGGGUCAUCACCGCUGUGUCCAUUCUGUGUCCGCCAAAGCCUAAGGCUGUGAACGUGGCUUUUCUCGGUUGCCCUGGCUUCACUGAAGUCCUGCAGACCUUCAGUUCCUGCAAGGGGAUGCUGGGCGAGAUCCUGUCGGCAUUCGAGUUCAUGGACGCCGAGUGCAUGCGGCUCGUGGGACAGCACCUGAGCCUCACCUGCCCUGUCCGAGAAAGUCUGUUCUACGUCUUGGUGGAGACCUCGGGCUCCAGUGCUGAGCAUGACAGUGUCAAGCUGGAUGCCUUUCUGGAGCACGCCCUGGGCUGCGGCCUGGUGACUGCUGGGACCGUGGCCACGGACCAGAGGAAGAUGAAGAUGCUGUGGGCCCUUCGGGAGAGGAUCACCGAAGCCCUGAGCCGCGAUGGCUACGUGUACAAAUAUGACAUCUCCCUGCCAGUGGAGCGGCUCUACGACCUCGUGACGGACCUGCGCACCCGCCUGGGACCCAGCGCCAAGACCGUGGUGGGCUAUGGCCACCUGGGGGACGGCAACCUGCACCUGAACGUGACGGCGGAGGCCUUCAGCCCGCAGCUGCUGGGUGCGCUGGAGCCCCACGUGUACGAGUGGACGGCGGCACAGCGGGGCAGCGUCAGCGCGGAGCACGGCCUGGGCUUCCGCAAGCGCGACGCCCUCGGCUACAGCAAGCCACCGGCCGCCGUGCGGCUCAUGCGCGGGCUCAAGGCCCUACUGGACCCCAAGGGCAUCCUGAACCCCUACAAGACGCUGCCCUCCCGGGCCUGA
Orycteropus afer afer is the source of this 1650-nucleotide messenger RNA. RefSeq names its product D-2-hydroxyglutarate dehydrogenase (gene D2HGDH). Gene Ontology annotation, molecular function: FAD binding; catalytic activity. The transcript is spliced from 9 exons. Gene Ontology annotation, cellular component: mitochondrion. The record is from RefSeq and is a predicted model, not a curated record. Bases 1 to 1650 code for a protein of 549 amino acids. Lineage: Eukaryota; Metazoa; Chordata; Mammalia; Tubulidentata; Orycteropodidae.